Messenger RNA from Puccinia triticina, 1104 nucleotides. RefSeq lists its product as uncharacterized. Bases 1 to 1104 code for a protein of 367 amino acids. NCBI's taxonomy places the organism in Eukaryota, Fungi, Basidiomycota, Pucciniomycetes, Pucciniales, Pucciniaceae. The transcript is spliced from 2 exons. The record is from RefSeq and is a predicted model, not a curated record.
AUGAAUUCGGCAUCAAACCUUCAAAACAUUGAGAUCUUAAACUCUUUAUACAAAGAGCUCCUGCUAUUUGGAUCCUUAGACGAAUUCUCGAAUGCAUCAGACGCGGAAUUCCAGCUCAAGAGUUUACGAUCCUUACUCCGUCUGGGGGACUACGUUGCUGAAUCUGUAGCAGUGCCUGCGGUAUUCGCCAAGAUUGAAAUCUUCAAGCCAACGACUGUAGUGAACUUGGUCGAGUUGCAUACCAAGCUCCUAUUCCACAAGCUGGGGAACAACUUCUUCGACUCCCUCGAUUCGGUGAUCCCCGAGAUAGAGUUUUUGGAAUCCGGCGCGGCUAUGGUGCACUUUCAUAGAUCGAUAAAAGCCCUCCCCGCAGCAGAUAAGCAGCGAGCGGUCCAGGUCGUCUUAAAAACUAUCUUAUCACAUGCGCCGGAAAACUUCCCCAUGAAAGGAUCUCCAAGUCCCCAAUAUGCCCAGAUUAGCGAAGGAUUUUUGCAGGACGAGUUUCUCGAAACCGAGUACAUCACUAACCUCAUGAAAGUCUUUGAAAUACAUGAAAAGCUGGCAACCUCAGCAGGGAAAAGAAUCGAAUACCAACUUGUCUAUUACAUCUUGGAUUUCAUCAACCAAUAUCACCAAAAGGUCAUGCAAAAGCACAUGGGAUAUGGCUGGAAGAAGGAUUCUUCGAAUUUCGAUAGGGAACUCGAUUUCAUGAGAAGGUACCUGAAAAAGUAUCGGAAUCGAUUCCUAGACCGCAGAUAUACAGAUGCAAGUCAAGAUUUAGGAGAUUUCAUCGGAUUCGAAUCUGCCAGAACCGACUACGGCUCCAAUCCAUUUUUAUUCUGGAUUUUUACGGUACUUACUGGACCAUUUGAGCACCAGAACUGGGAUGAGUUGUUCAAGGAUCCGGGAGAGAUGUCAUACACCCUUUGGAUGCGCGAGAUUGGCCGUGGCAAACUUCACGAAUUUCUCCGAAAUGUGCCAGAUGAACAAUUGUCGCAGUACUUACCUCUAAGCAUGGCCAAGGGAGUUCCAAUCCGGCCCGGCUCCUCUCGGCGCAAAACUUGGAUAUCUGCCAAAGAUCUGUUUGCAGGGGGUGCUAAUUAA